Molecule: messenger RNA, 7957 nt
Organism: Pimephales promelas (fathead minnow)
Lineage: Eukaryota; Metazoa; Chordata; Actinopteri; Cypriniformes; Leuciscidae
Source: RefSeq, a predicted model, not a curated record
AAAGUAAGUCACAUUGAGGCAGCUGUGCCGCAGUCAUCCUGUCGUCGGUGAGGUUGGAAGGCGAAGUGCUCGCGCGGGAUGAUUGGUGAGGUGUUCCACUGACCGCGCCCUCGUUUCGCGCCUAUAACCGCUACCGGGAGAACGCGCAUUGAGCGGCAUAUCUGCUGUGUCGUUUCAUGCAGGUGGAGUGGCUUGACGCGCUCACACAGCCGUCGUCUGUACGCCAGUGGAAGGGGAGGGCAAACAACCGCAUUUCGCGUCUCUGGACUAUACAAAAGACCAACGAACAAUUUCCAGUGAGAAGUGGGGAUAACGCGCGCUCACUUUCAGCCACAAACACAGAGACCCGGUCAAGGAAGAUUUCUGAUGGGGACAUCUUGCCGGUGGAAUGCAGACGCACAUUUCUAAAAGGAGCUGAGGUUUUCUGGGGAAAAGAAAUCAUGCAUUUGACCUACUGCCCACAAAACGGAAAAUACAACCUCAGCGGUAAUCCUACUUCCACCAGGGGGUGAGAUACAAAAAUCUGCCUUUUAACAUGUUGAGUCAACUAGAUUUUUAGGGCAGUUUUAGAUUUCAAAGCACUAAGUACCGUGUGAGGAUUUUUUUUUUUUCAUGGGCUUUCAGAAGUGUUCCUCAAUGGAGUUACUCAGUGGAGAAUCAAGAUGGAGAAUCAAGUGAAAAGAAACCCUUAAAUACUAGUCUUUUUUUUUUUUUUUUUUUGAAAACUGGGACCUUACUAUUUAUGCAGUGCUAUUUUGGAGAAGGCUAGAUAAAUUAAUACGCUAGACUGGGAAUAAAUCUCUCCUCUGCAGUGGAUUAAGAGAAACAGAACAUUUGGAAAAAGGGGAUUAGGAGCACGCUUGGAAGAUGAUGACGUGGAGGUGCGGCGCCAAGUUAUCGCGGCCAUCCGUUUGGCUGGGACUCGCGGUGGCCGUUGCGGUCACCACAGCACUGGAGUUUGACGGCCUGCCGGGCCAGUGGGUUCGCUAUGGACCCUGGGAGGCGAGAGCCACUGGAGAGCUGAGCUUCACCGUGAAGACAAACAUCAGCAAAGCUAUAGUGCUAUACCUGGACGAUGGCGGAAACUGUGACUUCCUGGAGCUCCUGAUCAACGACGGCCGCCUGCAGUUGCGCUUUGCCAUCCACUGCGGCGAGCCGGCCUCGUUGCACAUGGAGACGCACGUCAAUGACGAGCGCUGGCACCGUGUGCUUCUAACAAGGAAUUACCGUGAGACCAUGCUGGUGAUGGAUGGGGAGAGCAAAGUGGCGGAGGUGAAGUCAAAACGAAAGGAGAUGAUGGUGGCCAGCGACUUGUACGUGGGCGGGAUCCCACCGGAUGUGCGCCUCUCGGCCCUCACGUCCAGCACGGUCAAAUAUGAACCGCCUUUCCGAGGCCUGAUCGCCAACCUGAAGUUAGGCGAGACUUCUCCUGCCCUUCUGGACAGUCAGGGGGUGAAGAACGAUCUGGAAUACCUGUGUACGAAACAAAACCCGUGCAGCAACGGAGGACGCUGCUCCAUUCGCGACAGCGAGGUGCUGUGCGAUUGCUCCAAUACUGGCUACAAAGGGAAAUACUGCACUGAAGCUCUCCAACAGGUUUUGGGAGGUCUGGCGCACCUGACGUUAAAGAGCCAAGCCCCAGGAGCAGCUCCUCUGAUGGCCACUCCUGCAGCAGGUGAUCUGGAAUCAGGCCAAGUGGAGUCAGUGGCCACGUUCAAGGGUAAUGAGUUCUUCAGCUACGACCUGUCCCAAAAGCCCAUCCAGAGCAGCACCGAUGAAAUCACCCUGUCCUUCCGAACACUCCAGCGGAACGGCCUCCUGCUCCACACCGGAAAGUCCGCCGACUACGUCAACCUGUCUCUGAAAAGCGGUGCUGUGUGCCUGGUCAUCAACCUGGGCUCCGGCGCCUUCGAGGCUCUGGUGGAGCCGUCCGACGGCAAGUUCAACGACAACGCCUGGCACGCUGUCCGUGUGUCCCGCAACCUGCGUCAGCGCGCAGGGGUUGGACUCCCUACGGUAAACAAACUGCAUUAUAUGGUGACGAUAUCGGUGGACGGGCUGCUGACGACCACUGGCUACACCCAAGAGGACUACACCAUGCUGGGUUCUGAUGAUUUCUUCUACGUGGGCGGCAGUCCAAACACCGCGGAUCUUCCCGGCUCCCCCGUGAGCAAUAACUUCAUGGGCUGCCUUAAAGAUGUGGUUUACACCAAUAAUGAGUUCAGACUGGAGCUCUCCCGCCUGGCCGAAUUGCGUGACCCCAAGGUCAACCUCCACGGCGACCUGACCUUCCGCUGCGAGGAUGUCGCCGCAUUAGACCCUGUCAGUUUCGACGUGCCGACCGCUUACGUAACCCUUCCGCGGUGGAACACCAAGAAAACCGGCUCCGUGUCCUUUGACUUCCGAAGCACCGAGCCCAACGGCCUCUUGCUGUUCAGCCACGGGCAGCCGCAAGGUUCCAAAGAUCGCAUACCGAAGGUGGACUUCUUCGCCAUGGAGCUGCUAGACGGAUUCCUCUACCUGCUCAUGGACAUGGGCUCCGGGAGCAUCAAGAUGAAAGUCGGGAACAAAAAGGUCAAUGACGGAGAAUGGUGCCACGUGGAUUUCCAGAGAGAGGGCAGGAAAGGCUCCAUCUCCGUUAACGGCCGUAGCAUGCCCUUCUCCACCAACGAGGGCAGUGAGAUCCUCGAUCUCGAUGGUGAAAUGUAUCUGGGGGGUCUGCCAGAGGACAGCGGCGCUCUUCCUCUGCCGCCAGAGGUGUGGACCGCCCGCCUCAGGCUGGGCUUUGUGGGUUGCGUGCGGGACCUCUUCGUAGACGGCCGCAGCAAAGACCUGCGGCGUUUGGCGGAGCUUCAGAGCGUUGCGGGUGUCAGCAGCUUCUGUACGAGGGAGACGCAUCGGAGGUGCAGCUCGGAGCCCUGUGCCCACGGAGGCCGCUGCCACGAGGGCUGGAACCGGCAUGUCUGCGACUGCACUGGAACUGGAUAUCUGGGUGCCAACUGUGAGAUGGAGUCCGCAGUGCUGAGUUAUGACGGCAGCAUGUUUCUGAAGAUCCUGAUGCCUCACGCCGUUCACACUGAGGCUGAGGACGUGUCUCUGCGCUUCAUGUCGCAGAGAGCUUACGGUCUGCUCAUGGCCACCACCUCCAAAGAGUCCGCCGACACCCUGCGCCUGGAGCUGGACGGGGGAAGGGUCAGACUCACCGUCAACCUAGAUUGUAUCGGGAUAGACUGUAACCUUAGUAAAGGACCAGAAACUCUGUUCGCAGGGCAUAAGCUGAAUGACAAUGAGUGGCACUCUGUGAAGGUGGUGCGCCGUGGGAAGAGCCUGCAGCUCUCUGUUGACAAUGUGACCGUGGAGGGCCAGAUGAGCGGAGCACACACGCAGCUGGAGUUCCACCACAUAGAGACGGGCAUCAUGACCGAGCGGCGCUUUAUCUCAGUCAUGCCUUCCAACUUCAUCGGCCACCUGCAGGGCCUCGCUUUCAAUGGCGUGCCGUACCUAGACCAGUGCAAGAAUGGUGACAUCUCCUACUGCGAGCUCAACGCCCGCUUCGGGAUGCGCCGCAUCGUGGCCGAUCCGGUCAGCUUUAGGAAUCGAGGCAGCUAUGUGGCGCUGUCCACCCUGCAGGCUUACGCCUCCAUGCACCUCUUCUUCCAGUUCAAGACCACCAGCCCCGACGGUCUGAUGCUGUUUAACUCUGGAGACGGCAGUGACUUCAUUGUGAUCGAGCUUGUGAAGGGGUACAUCCAUUAUGUUUUUGACUUGGGCAAUGGGCCGUCGCUCAUGAAGGGCAACUCCGACAAGCCGCUCAAUGACAACCAGUGGCACAAUGUGAUGGUGUCCCGCGAUGACAGCAACGUGCACACGCUCAAGAUCGACUCCCGCACGGUCACACAACACUCCAAUGGAGCCCGCAACCUGGACCUGAAAGGAGAGCUGUACAUUGGAGGUGUGGGGAAGAGCAUGUACAACAUUCUGCCCAAGCUUAUAGCAUCGCGGGAUGGCUACCAGGGCUGCCUGGCCUCAGUUGACCUGAAUGGCAGACUCCCUGACCUGAUCGCAGAUGCUCUGCAUCGUGUGGGCCAAGUGGAGCGAGGCUGUGAAGCCGGCCCCGGCACAACCUGCAUGGAGGAUUCCUGCUCCAAUCAGGGAGUGUGUCUGCAGCUGUGGGAGGGGUUUACCUGCGACUGCACUAUGACGACAUACGGUGGUCCCCUCUGCAGUGACCCUGGGACCACGUAUAUUUUUGGGAGAGGAGGAGCGCUCAUCACAUACACCUGGGCACCCAAUGAUCGGCCAAGCACCCGGGCGGACCGUUUGGCCGUGGGCUUCAGCACCCAGCAGAGCGAUGCCAUCCUGGUGCAGGUGGAGAGCAGCCAGGGCCUCGGAGACUACCUGCAGUUGCACAUUGAACAAGGGAAGGUCGGCGUGAUCUUCAAUGUGGGCACAGAUGACAUCACCAUAGAUGAGCCUGCGGUUACCGUGAACGAUGGCAAGUACCACGUGGUUCGCUUUACACGUAGCGGUGGCAACGCCACCCUCCAAGUGGAUAACCAGCCCGUCAUUGAGCGCUUCCCAUCAGGGAACAUUGAUAAUGAACGGCUUGCAAUAGCCAGGCAAAGAAUUCCAUACAGACUUGGUCGGGUAGUUGACGAGUGGCUACUCGACAAAGGUCGGCAGUUGACCAUCUUCAACAGCCAGGCAGCCAUAAAAGUGGGAGGUCAGGAUAAGGGGCGGUCGUUCCAGGGCCAGAUCUCAGGCCUGUACUAUAACGGGCUGCAAGUGCUGAAACUGGCGGCCGAGGGGGAUCCGAAUGUCCAGGUGGCAGGAAAUUUGCGUUUGGUUGGGGAUGCACCCUCUGUCUUGUCCACAGAGACCACAUCAGCCACCCCACCGGCUGCGGCAGACAUGUCCACCACCAUAAUGGAGACCACCACCACCAUGGCCACCACCACCACCCGUAGACAGCGCUCUCCCAGCCUGAAGGACAGCAUUACACAGAACUCAGAUGACCUUCUGGUGGCGUCAGCCGAGUGUCCCAGUGAUGACGAGGAUCUGGAGGAGUGUGAGCCUGGCACUGGAGGUGAACUUGUGUUGCCCAUAAUUACCGUGGACACCCAAGACCCCCUUCCCAUGGCCACCCGUUACCCCGCCAUCCCCGCCCCUCCCACUUCCCUGACCCCCCUCCAAACCACCAAAGAGUCCCUCAUUCUGUCCAACCCCCGUCCGCCGUGCCCUCCGGACCAGGAGGACUGCGGCGACCCCAUGGAGGUGUCGGCCUUCGGCUCCGGAGAAAUGACGGAGUCCGACGACGAGGACUUUUACAAAAACUCCCCCAUGGUCACGGACAGGACAGUCCUGCCGCCGCCCCCCGCUGUGGGCAAGAGCGGAGGCCAGGGCCCAGGUGACCACCGUCCUCCAGCCCCCGCCCCCACCACCCACCCCAACCAGCUCCACAUCCCCGCGGGCAAAAUGAACACCCGCGACCAGGUGCUCCUGCCACCCGCCCCGUCCUCCCGCCACACUCCAGGUCUAACCUACCCGCCUGAUUUCCCCCAUGUGCCCACAGCUCACCCCACCGACCUGAUGGAGAAGGGCCGGCCGGGCGCCGUGGAAGUGAUCCGGGAGUCCAGCAGCACCACGGGCAUGGUGGUCGGCAUCGUGGCGGCCGCCGCCCUCUGCAUCCUCAUCCUCCUUUACGCCAUGUACAAGUACCGCAACCGAGAUGAAGGCUCGUAUCAGGUGGACCAGAGCCGCAACCCGGGCUCCGAAAGCAACGGCGCCGUGGUGAAGGAGAAGACGCCGAGCACGACUGCCGCCAUCGCCAAAACCACCACCAAGGGCAAGAAGAACAAAGACAAGGAGUAUUACGUCUGAGUGAGUGAACGAGCGCGCGCGAGAGAGGCUGAGGAGGAGGUUCGAGACAGGAAGUGUGCUGAGGAUUUGAAAACUUCAAACCACCUCCUCUGCAUCCUCAAGCAUUUAAGCCACACAAUCUUCUGUUUACUUCUCCAAAAAAGUUUUUCUGCCACCGAAAGAUAUGGGCCCGUAGGGGAAUGAGGAGGAAGGCCCUAACGGAUAGAUACUCCUUUCGUUGCAAAGCCAUUGUUGUAUGUAAUUUUAUCCCUAUCAUGUCUAAAGAAAUUCUUCCAUUACAUUCCAGAUGAUGUAAUGCCCUCUUUGCGAUUAAAAAUGUAUGUUUUGCGUGGUCUGGGCCUCCACAGGAGGGUAACGAAACACCAUGGACAGGGAGAGAAAAGCCGCCGGUUUGACUGAUUUCGGUGCUAUUCCUGAACGUUUAUUUAAUAUAACCUUCACAGAGCUAUGAAAUCGAGAUGUUCUACUGGCCCUCGUCGUAAUCAUUUAUGAAGAACAGAAGCGAUUGUGUUAGUUAUUUGCACGAGACGAGCAGAUGCUCCCAUCAGUUCUUGUGGAGAUGUUAAAUCUGACACAUUUUUUGGAAGGUGAAAAAAAAAAAAAAAAAAAACGUGUUCGGUUGAAAAGGCGGCGAAUAACAUCUGAUAGAGCCGAAAUACUUUGAAUUCAUUUCCACUCGGAUAUCUUUUGUCAGGUGGAGAAAUUAGGAGGAUCUAUCUGAAACACAUGAAUCUAAUUCUUUCUUUGUUGUUUAUUCGCCAUGGUUUCAUAAACACGUUCUCGCUUACAAUCGCAGAUCAGACGGCGAAGCCUGCUUUGACAGCGACACCUCCACCAGCAGGUGUAGAAAAGCUCAGAAGGUUGUUAGAACUUUAAAAAGCCCAGCUCUCUCUCUCCAUGGUGUCGAAGCAUUGUGAUCUGCUAGGCUACUAAUUGUGUUCCAUGCAUGAUGUAUUCACAUUCAGCUUUCCAUGAGAGUAUUUUGAUAUGAAAUACAUAAAGUUGAUAACUCUCAUCUCACCCGGAGGGAUUCAUAACACCGUGGGCGAACACGACGCAGACAAAAGAGACCUCAGAAAGCAGGACUGUCCUGAACUGAACAUCAGCUUGGACAAAAGAUGUAUCUAUGUAAAUACAGACAUUGCUGAAAACACUUCGGGAGACAGGUUUGUGUGUAUCGUGCAUACAAUGCGUACGUGCGCUUGUGUGUGUGUGUGUGAGUGUUUGUCCUCGUUCGUCCUCCGGCAUGAGAAAGAUAUACGCAAGACUACGAGAAUUAUUUCUCUUGCCUCCUAUAUUCUCUAUGGUGUGAAAUUACAGCCCAAUACCCAUCCGAAUGAGACUACAGACACUGAAACAAACGGGAUAAGGAGAACAGAGGCGAAAUCAUAUUUUGAGUCUCUUCUAGGAGGGAAAAAAGGAAUUUGUUCUCAUCAGAAUGCCAGCUCACCUCCUCCCAAACCUUGAAGGAGAGCGUAAAAGACAAGACUUUUAUGGAUAAAGCAGCACAACCUUGUGUCCAGACUUUUGUAUCAAAGGACACCUCUUGGAAAGGAGGGGAAAAAAGAAAGAAAAAAAAAACACAGUAUACUGUCUAGAUAUUUCUCACAUUUGAAAAUAUGGUUUUACUGAAUUGACAUUCCUUGUUAUUACAAAGAGGUUUUUGUUUAGUCCUUUCUCUGCAAAUGAAAAAAAAAUGUUAUUAAGAAAAGAUAUUACUUCAACUAUGAAUUGAUUUUCAAAUGUAAAAUUCUGGGGGGGAAAAAUGUUUUGGGAUUUUAUUGAAUUUGGUAAAAUAUGAAGCAUUACAACUAGCCAUACCUCCAUUCCUACAUACUACUUUCUUUUGUUACGUCAUCGACAGGGCAAUUUGUUUCAGUUUAUUUUUAUUUUUUAUUUUUUUGGUGUGUGUUUAUUGAUUUUGUUUGUUCUUUUAAGAUAUAAUUGUCAUUUACCUAUGCUGGUCAAAGUAUAUUCCCGUUCUUAAUGUAAUUGUAAAGUGUUACUGUGAGAUGAAAUCUAAAUAUGUGUACAUUGACAGAGGGAAAAAUACACUUGGUUCUAUACUUCGUACUGA